AAAUUCGAUGAUCCGGCAUCAUGCUAAUAGCAAAGCCAAUUGCUCUUCUAAUCGCCACCGUAAGCAGCACUGUUUUGUUCAUACUCUUCUCCCGGCCAAACCAUUCUCCAACACCAGAGUCCAUGGCUCGGAGCUUCGUUCUGUGGCUUCAUGGGUUGGGCGAUUCCGGCCCAGCCAACGAGCCCAUCAAGACCCUCUUCACCUCCCCGGAGUUUAGGAACACCAUCUGGUCCUUCCCAUCUGCUCCCUCAAACCCAGUAACAUGUAACUACGGUUCUGUGAUGCCUUCAUGGUUUGACAUCCACGAGAUUCCUAUAACAGCUAAUUCUCCAAAAGAUGAAAGUGGUCUUCUCAAAGCAGUUAGGAACGUGCAUAAGAUGAUAGACAAGGAGAUAGCUGCUGGCACUAAUCCUAAAAAUGUGUUUGUGUGUGGAUUCAGUCAAGGAGGUGCCUUGACAUUGGCAAGUGUUCUGCUAUACCCUCAAACACUAGGAGGUGCUGCAGUCUUUAGUGGAUGGCUUCCUUUUAAUUCAUCUAUAAUACAACAAAUUACCCCAGAGGCAAAGAGGACACCUAUCUUGUGGUCUCAUGGGAUUGCUGACAAAACUGUCUUGUUGGAAGCUGGACAAGCAGGUCCUCCGUUCCUUGAACAAGCCGGUGUAAGCUGUGAGUUUAAGGCUUAUCCUGGUCUUGGCCAUUCCAUAAGCAACGAUGAGCUCAAGCACCUGGAGUCAUGGAUAAAACCUCGUCUACAGAGUUCUUCUUGAAGAUCCGUAGGGAAUGCAUGCUGUUAAUUACAACUGAAAGAACGCAGAAUUCCAGUUAUAUUGUCUUAUUUGGGUAAUGUCAUAUUGAUGUUUAACCUUUGUUUAUGUCAAAUUAGCACUGUUUUGAAUCUGAUUAUCGGAGGAAAGCUACAAGUAGCUCUUCAUGGUUACCUUGCCUUGCUCUGUUUAUCAUUGUUGUGCGGUGUGAACUUUCUUGUGCAAAUUGUUCACUAUUUGAAGUUAACAUAAUAUUUCAAAA
Molecule: messenger RNA, 1026 nt
Organism: Rosa rugosa (rugosa rose)
Lineage: Eukaryota; Viridiplantae; Streptophyta; Magnoliopsida; Rosales; Rosaceae
Product: probable carboxylesterase SOBER1-like
Exons: 6
Coding region: 21-767 (248 amino acids)
Biological process (GO): protein depalmitoylation
Cellular component (GO): cytoplasm
Molecular function (GO): palmitoyl-(protein) hydrolase activity; carboxylic ester hydrolase activity
Source: RefSeq, a predicted model, not a curated record